Gadus chalcogrammus (walleye pollock) is the source of this 2907-nucleotide messenger RNA. Its product is annotated as dnaJ homolog subfamily C member 5-like. The transcript has 5 exons. Gene Ontology annotation, cellular component: presynapse; intracellular membrane-bounded organelle; membrane. The coding region runs from base 140 to 748 and encodes 202 amino acids. The record is from RefSeq and is a predicted model, not a curated record. Gene Ontology annotation, biological process: regulation of synaptic vesicle cycle. NCBI's taxonomy places the organism in Eukaryota, Metazoa, Chordata, Actinopteri, Gadiformes, Gadidae.
GUUGUGUGUGUGCUGGGAAUCUAUUAGAAAGUGGGCUGGGCAACCUUAGAGAAGCACUAGCCUAUAGCUGAAAUAAUAGGCUGCAGGAAUAUUCUUCUACGUGUUAGAGGCGACUGAAAGAUUGUGGAUUUAAGACACGAUGACAGCAGAACAGCAGAGGCAACGGUCUCUGUCCACCGCUGGUGAAUCUCUUUACCUCACGUUAGGAGUUGAAAAAGUAGCCACACCUGAUGACAUCAAGAGGUCUUACAGAAAACUUGCAUUGAAGUUUCACCCCGAUAAGAAUCCCGACAAUCCGGAGGCUGUAGACAAAUUCAAGGAGAUUAACAACGCUCAUGCAAUUCUCAACGACCCGACGAAGCGUAAUAUAUAUGACAAAUAUGGCUCUCUGGGACUGUAUGUGGCUGAACAGUUUGGGGAGGAGAAUGUGAACACAUACUUUGUCCUGUCAAGCUGGUGGGCAAAGGCGUUGUUUGUGUGCUGUGGCGUGGCCACCGGCUGCUACUUCUGCUGCUGUCUGUGCUGCUGCUGCAACUGCUGCUGUGGGAAGUGCAAGCCCCGGCCCCCCGAGAGCCAGGAGCAGGAGUUCUACGUCUCCCCAGAGGACCUGGAGGCCCAGUUGCAGUCCGACGAGAGAGAGGCUGGUGGUGACCCUAUCGUGCUGCAGCCGUCAGCGACAGAGACGACUCAGCUGACGUCGGACGGUCACUACACUUCAACCUACCACACUGACACCGGCUUUAACUAACCUGUCUUCCUCUUGGCCCACGGUCCUGCCUGCUUCCCUGUUCCACAUUAACAAGAUAAAAGAGAGAGGGCCAAUCUGUUUCAACUUUGGAGAGUGGUGCUCUGCACCAGGAAAGGGACACGCCAGCAUGGUCCACCAAAGGAACUAAUGAAGUCGUAUCAUUCACACCAUCCCUGAUUGCUCUACUAGCAAUCCCCAACCCCCCCCCCACACACCCCAAACUCGAUAGAAAGAAACGAUUGCUUCCUUUUAUGUUCGUUCUUUUGUAUUUCUGCGCCUUUUACCUAGCCUCCCCCCGUCUCUGUCCUACAUUUUUGAAUAUGGUGUGAAUGCAUGCACUGUUUAACAACCACUGUUUCCAUUUCCUGUUUUUCAUUUGUGAUUUUUUUUUUUUUAAAGAAAAGAAACACAAGGCAAUUUUAGUGCAAUAUGAGUGUCAUUCAAGUAAGGUGAGGUUGAUGUUUUAAUGCAAGACGAAUAGAGGGAGGAUUGGCUCAGGGAGGUGUAAAGCUUAUUGUCGUUGGUGGUUUGUGCCAUCGGUCACCAUCCAAGAAUAGAAUCUACUUUUAUUCACGGAUUGUUCAAUUUAAACUCAUAAUGUUAUUUAUUCAUUGUCGUCCUUAACUCAUGCCAUUGUCGGACCUGUUACCUGAGGCACUGUGUUUGUUGUCUUCACUGUGCUCCCUUAACUUUGUUUUUAUUGUGAGACAUAAAGAUGUUAAGCUAGAUAAUUAGACUUAAGUCGACCAGUGUCAGUCCCCCCUUACAAAUUCCUGUGUAAACCAUUGGGAAGUACUGUUUUCACAGCAGGAUUUGCCAUCUAAUUUUGUCAACCAUUAUAUUGGUACAGUUUAAAUUUGGGAGUGUGUUUUUAAGGUUAAAAUAACAGUUGGCACAAUUUCAGUUAUACUGUCAUAUCAGUGAUUUGCUCAUCAUUCUUAAGACACGUAAGAUCUCGCUAGCCCAGUGGUAAACAGAUGCUUCCUCUCCCAUGUUUCUGUUAAAUGAUAUCAAUCAUCAAUGCAGCACAACAAGGCGUGUUUCUUUGGAUGAGUUGGCAUCUAUUUGGUGUUGCUUUACUUUGCCCAACUGUAUGUUGAUGUGUGAAAUAUGAUGCCGUAACAGCACUAUAUGGAGCGGUUAUAAUAAGAUCUGAAGAUUAAGAAGAAUAUUAAUAUUAUUGUCUACACAGGUUUACUGUACAGGUCAUUUUGAUUUGAUUCAAGCUGUAUUUACUGCAUUUUGUCAGUUCCAAAUUUCACCUUUUGUCUGGGAGUAAGGUAAAGACUGUAGAUGGGAAAAAAUAAUAUAACCUUACAAUCAUGUUUUUGUAAGGAUUUGUUGUCCGUGGUUGAGAAUUACCGUCAUCCUAGUCUUAUUUUUGUAUUUUAAAGAUGAAUUAACUUUGACUUGAUUACAAUGCUGUGAUGGUUUAUCAUUCCUGAUUUAUAACAGUACUUGUAAACACAUAUGCUCACAGUACAUGUUAUGUGUGAGCUAGCAUUACAGGCAGCUCUGAAUAGAAUGACAAGAUAUCAUUGAAUAUGCAUAUAUAUCAUCAUCACAAAUUUCCAUAGAUGCCAAACUGUUGUCUCUUUCAUACCUGUUAAUAAUGUGUUCUACUAGUUUACGAUGGGUAAACUCCUAUUGCCUACCCUCUGCUAUUAAAAGUAUGGGUGUUGACCUCUGUGGCCCGUUUAUGAGGUUUCCUGUUAACUCUGAUAUAACAUUGAUGUACCUGUCAUGGCUUUUCAUUGAGAUAGUGGAAAUGCUACUGUAUCUGUUCUAAAUUGAAUGCAAUGUGUGUUCAGAUAGCAACAAAAAAACUAUGAUCAGUAAAAAUGGUUCCAUAAAACAAAAUAUAUAGUGUAAAGAUAGUGAAAUGGUUAUAUGAUGCAUUUUUUGAGUAUUGUUUAUUUCAUUAUUUGUCACAUUAUGGAUGAAAAUUGGCCAUGAUUUCAAGUGAUAUGGUGUUGUAAUGUGGCCAUUCAAUUUUGCAAGGCAUUGUUUAAUGGUUCAGGUUGCUUGUACAUACACUUUGCUCAUAUGAAGUGUAUAUUUCUUGACGUUUAUGUUGUAGCAUGGUAACUGUGUGUCUGAAAGAAAACAUAUGGAUCAUUGAUCUGAUUUGCUGUUGUUGAGUAAAUGUUCCUGAACAU